UAUAGCUAUAUUUAAAAUAUUUCAGUACUUAGUUUUAUUUUAUCGACUCCAGAAGACUAAAAGACACAUUCGGCCGGGGCGAGAUUUGAAAUCAGACCAUAAAGCACCAGAACCAAAUACCGUGGCCAUUCAACCCUCCACAAGAUUUGAAAGUGAAAAUAAUUUGAGAAAUGUAGCCAAUUGUUUCUUUUCUUUUGUCUUUAUUUCCGGUCGCCACACGUUCGGAAGUAGUUGGCAUAUUUCAAAGAAGCCUUUAACUGGGACAGGUCAAGAGGUUCAUCUGUUUUGAACCUUCCAUGUACAAUAGAAUAGUAUUUUCUUUAUUAACCGCAAAGGGUUCAGUGUACAAUACGACAAGAUCUAGAUCAGCGUCGAAAUAAUUACACGAACAAAAUACAUUCAUUGGUCUAAUCAUAUCACAAAUAAGCAAUAAACCAUUUAUAUCUAGUUCUGUGGCUUGAUAUACAAAACAAAAGAAAUCCAGGAUUUCUGGAUUUAUAAAUAAUCAACUUAUAGCACCAAAAUGUCUGACUUUUCUCUUCCUUUGGAUAAACCAUCAAAGCCGCCAGUCAUUAAUAUUUAUUGCAGCAGUAAAGAGACAAGCUUAGACGAGGCUGAUAAGAAUUUCGAGAAGCUUAAAUCUAUCUUGUGUCUUUGUCUGAAUACUGACCAGUAUGUAAUAUACCAUCUGAAACCAAACCAAUUGUUUAGUGACCCUUGGGAACACAAUACAGAAUUACUCAUUGUCUCUUCUGACUGCAAUGAACAAGAACCAAAUAAUGUCUUGUCGGAGCUGAUUCAAAAAUAUCUUGCUACAGGAGGAAAAGUUCUCUGUUUUGGAGCCUCCAUUUUACAUUUUGACUUUGUUGAAAGAAAACCUUCAGCUCAUAAUUCCAGUUUUACUUGGAACUUUACAAAAAUGGAAUACCAAGGCAAAGUUAUGAUGGUUCCAGUAAUAUCUGAUGUUUCUAUGACAUCUUCAAAGUUAUCUCUUGUACCUUUCAAUGUCCUAGGAAAGCAAGAAAAUGAACCCAAACUACCUUUGGUAAUAUCUAUGAGCAAUUCUGAAAAUGGCAUCUUAAUAUUAUCUCAGGCUGCACUUGAUAAAGAUCCGACGGAUUUUCUUUCAAGUAAAGAAACUUUUGCUUCUCUUCAGUCUCAUAACUCUGUCAGGUUUGAGGUGCUGCAGGAUUUAAUGUCUGCUAGACUUGGUCUCGACUCAAGUGCACCACAACUACCGCUUCUUACGUCUGCUACUCUACUCUCAGCAGAAAAGAAUCGCAAGAAAGAACUCCUGCACGCUUUGUCUUGUAAGUUACAUGGCAGCAACUUACUCAUCGGCGCUUCCGUAUCUCUGCAGCUUGUCGAAAGCCAAAAAGAUGUUAUGCAUCCAAUUUCUGCCCAGUGCCUUCCUCUCAUAAUUCAAGAGAAAGAAGAUAAAGAUGUCCAGUUUCAGUUCUUCACACCUAAAGAAUACUGGGAAAACCUUCAAACCAAAAGUCUUGGACAGCUUCUCUUAUAUGUUGACGUCGUACCAACCACCAUGCCACUGCUUUAUCCUCUAAUCACAAAGAAUUAUCCACAGGCUGGUUUAGUAGCCAUUGCUGGGAGACAGACAAGUGGCAGAGGUCGUGGAGGAAACCAAUGGAUAAGUCCACCUGGUUGUGCAAUGUUUACUCUGCAUGUCUGCUUCGAUGCAUCCAGUGCACUUGGUCAAGCACCAACAUUUCUGCAACAUUUCUGCGGCCUUGCUAUGGUAUUAAGUGUACGGGAGUUACCAGGAUAUGAGGAUAUUAACAUUGAAAUUAAAUGGUCAAAUGACAUAGUUUUCAACAAUUGCAUCAAACUUGGAGGAGUUCUUGUAGAUUCUUAUACUGAAGAAGGAAAGUUGCAUGCUUUUAUUGGAGCUGGACUGAAUGUUAGCAAUCACAAUCCAACAAUGUGCAUAAAUGAUCUCAUCAAACUAGAAAACAAAAUGAGGAUCUUAAAUGGAAUGGAUGUUCUUCCUGAAUUAUCCAAGGAGAAAAUUAUAAGCAGGACAAUUACUACAUUUGAACAGAUUAUGGCCAAAUUUAACAGUAAAGGACCAGGAGAUUUUGAAAACUUACUUUACAAAUACUGGAUACACAAAAAUAUAAAUAAAUUCUCUUUGGAAACUGAAAACGGAAAGAAUAUCGAUGUCAAAGUGUGUGGCCUGGACUCUCAGGGUCAUCUUUCGGUUAUUGAGGAAAAGGAACAGAAGCAAAUCAGCCUGAAUUCCCUGCAAUAUAGUAUGGAUGUAAAACAGCACUUAAUUUUCAAGAAACGGACAUGACUUUUUUCAAUGAAUUCGCAGAAACGCUUAAGAAACUUGUAAUUACAGAAUAAUAUUUUCAAUAAAUUUAUAUUUGUUUGUAA
Octopus sinensis (East Asian common octopus) is the source of this 2397-nucleotide messenger RNA. Its product is annotated as biotin--protein ligase. The coding region runs from base 524 to 2314 and encodes 596 amino acids. Gene Ontology annotation, cellular component: cytoplasm. Gene Ontology annotation, molecular function: biotin--[biotin carboxyl-carrier protein] ligase activity. Lineage: Eukaryota; Metazoa; Mollusca; Cephalopoda; Octopoda; Octopodidae. The record is from RefSeq and is a predicted model, not a curated record. The transcript has 9 exons. Gene Ontology annotation, biological process: protein modification process.